AUGCCGGAAGCUCUUGGACUUGCGGUAAAAUUGAUGAUGUUUGUCGAUGCCUCACAUGCUUCUAACCUUGUCACUUGCCAAUCUCGAACAGGAGUGCUAAUUUUUGUGAAUUGUGCUCCUAUCAUUUGGUAUUCCAAGAAACAGAACUCUGUUGAAACUAGCUCCUUUGGGAGUGAAUUCAUGGCUCUGAAUACUGGUCUGCGCUACAAGCUACGCAUGAUGAGAGUUCCCAUUGACGGGUACUGCCACACCUGCGUGGAUAACAAUUCAGUUGUCCUCAAUUCAAGUCGCCCUGAAUCUACUUUGAAGAAGAAGAGCAACAGUGUUGCUUAUAAUUAUGUUCAAUCUAAAUGUGCCACCGAUGUUAUUCGUAUCAUCUGGGAAGGUACCAAGACCAACGUCGCCGAUGUGUUGACCAAGAUUCAAUCUGGUACUGAACGUGCUUGA
This is a messenger RNA of Cylindrotheca closterium, 447 nucleotides long. The record is from the annotation of a GenBank genome assembly. NCBI's taxonomy places the organism in Eukaryota, Bacillariophyta, Bacillariophyceae, Bacillariales, Bacillariaceae.